Molecule: messenger RNA, 1881 nt
Organism: Cheilinus undulatus (humphead wrasse)
Lineage: Eukaryota; Metazoa; Chordata; Actinopteri; Labriformes; Labridae
Product: protein NipSnap homolog 2-like
Exons: 10
Coding region: 44-904 (286 amino acids)
Cellular component (GO): mitochondrion
Source: RefSeq, a predicted model, not a curated record
UCAGAUGUGGUAACAGCACCCGUUUGCAUUAGCAUCAUUGAAGAUGGCGACUGGAGUCCUUCACAGAGUCAGCGGCGGACUGGGUCGGGCUAAAAGCAGGGCCCAGUCAGCUGGACAGCUCGUCUUAUGGAGCAGGGGUUUUGCAACAUCAAGUAGUAAAAACAGACAGGACAGCUGGUUUAAGUCACUGUUUGUGAGGAAAGUCGAUCCCAGGAAAGAUGCACACUCCAACCUACUGACCAAAAAUGAAGAAAGUAAUCUGUACAAAAUUCAGUUCCACAAUGUCAAACCAGAGUGCCUGGAUGCUUACAACAAACUCAAUGAGGAAGUUUUACCCUCUAUCCAUGCUGAUAAGUACUACCCCUGUGAGCUGGUGGGCACCUGGAAUACCUGGUAUGGAGAACAAGACCAGGCUGUUCAUCUGUGGCGUUACAGAGGUGGAUACCCAGCCCUAACAGAGGUGAUGAACAAGCUCAAACAGAACCAGGACUUCACAGCAUACAGGAAGGCGCGUGGUAAGAUGCUGAUGUCUCGCAGAAACCAGCUCCUGCUGGAAUUCAGCUUCUGGAACGAGCCUGUACCUCGAGAGGGUCCCAACAUUUACGAGCUCAGGUCCUACCAGCUCAGGCCAGGGACCAUGAUCGAGUGGGGUAAUUACUGGGCUCGGGCCAUUGGAUACCGGCAGCACAACAGAGAAGCCGUGGGAGGCUUUUUCUCGCAGAUCGGCAACCUCUAUAUGGUUCACCACCUCUGGGCUUACAAAGACCUUCAGUCCAGAGAAGACACGAGAAAUGGGGCCUGGCAGCAAGAAGGAUGGGACGAGGUGGUUUAUUACACAGUUCCCCUCAUUCAGCACAUGGAUUCCAGGAUUAUGAUCCCGACCAAGGCUUCCCCACUACAGUAAAUCAACAAGUGGCAUCCUUUUGAAUGUUACAUACAUCCAGAGCAUCACUAUCGUGGUUUCAACCUCCUGUCGGUGCUGCCAAUCCCCUCUCUGUUCUUGUCUUUGUUUUACUACUUCAGGAUGCCACUAGGACAGAGAGUGGGGGGGUGCUGCCUGCCAUAUAUAAAUUUAUGUAAAAAAAAAAUUAAAAUACUCCAAGCCACUUAAGACACACUCCUCUUACUGUCCUUGUUCUGGAGCAGGAUGAGUUAAUUCGGUUGAUUUAAACCUCCUGAUGGUCGUUACGUCUUACGUCUCAUGCCAUAUUAAAGCCUGGCCACAAAGAGCUCAUCUGAUUUCAAAACCGACCAAAGUUACUUGAAAAGACAAGCAGCUGUGGGAUUUAAGGACAGAACUGCUGAGGAUCACUGCACCGUGCAAGAGCUAUUUAUUUAUUUAAUGUACAUUUAGAAACAUUAGUUUGAAGUGUGCUGGGUUGUGGCAGCCUAGAUGCUUGCCAUGUUAAUUCUGAGUGGAGUGAGAGAAAAAAAUCUGUAUAUUGACAAAAAAGAUCAAGUGUGAAAUGAAUACCUUAUAAUUUUAUAUUUGAUUUAAAUCAAAUGUUUUUGCCAAUUUCACCUUUCAUUUCUGUUUUUCUCUCGUUGUUCCUUGGUUUCUUGUCAUGUUAAUGUUUCUGUUUCAUGGUGCUGUGUUGUAUCUAUGGCCUCUACUUUUUUCUUGUGAAACAACAUGCCUGAUUUUAAAGAUGGUUUUUAUCCAACAUGUUAUAAAGGAAUAGAACUAUCAUGUAAAAACUCUGGAAAAAAUAUCUACGAGUGGCUGAGUGAAUCUGGCACACACUUGUGCUGUUGUAUAUCGAAUAUUCAGAGUUACUGUCAAAGAAAGCAUGUAUAUCUUGUCUUUCUGUUCCUCAGUUCAUGGAGGAAAGUGUUGAAAAUGACAAGAAGGUUACAAGAGAUUAAAGCAACUCAAACAAC